Molecule: messenger RNA, 597 nt
Organism: Meloidogyne enterolobii
Lineage: Eukaryota; Metazoa; Nematoda; Chromadorea; Rhabditida; Meloidogynidae
Source: the annotation of a GenBank genome assembly
AUGAUAUCUUCGCUUAGUGUGCUGUUUUUGGUUGCCGCCAUCUGCGCCCUGACGACUACACCGUUGAUUUUCCUGUGCUGCAAGAAGAAGGGAAAGAAGGACAAUAAGAAGCCACCAGCAAAACAGCCUGAGAAGGGCGGUGGAGGACCGGAAUCAAAAUCAAAGGAAGUAGGAGCAAAGGAUGCAGCGGGAAAGGAUGCAGCGGGAAAGGAUGCGGCGGGAAAGGACGGAGCGGCGAAGGACGGCGGAGCAAAACCACCAGCUGCAGAACAAGUACAGAAGAAACCCGAAGAUAAAAAGAAGGCCGCAGCAGGCAAGGGAGAUGCCAAAAAUGUCAAACUUCCUGUUACAUACCACGUUGUGAAGGGAAAACCGACAAGUUCGGAGUUAGCCAAAAAGACGACAGCAACCGCUCAAAUAGCUAUGCCGCCGACAACGACUCUUCCGGUAGUUGGACCUGGUGCUCCAUCCAAAGACAGCAAACAAUCUUCUGGAGUUGCAACUGCACAAAAGGCUGGCGAUGCUAAAAGUGCCACCGGUGGGUCGAAAGCUACAGAUGUGAAAUCGGGAACAAAUGAUGGCAAGUUUUCAUUUUAA